This is a messenger RNA of Physeter macrocephalus (sperm whale), 2838 nucleotides long. Its product is annotated as tribbles homolog 3-like. The transcript has 2 exons. Gene Ontology annotation, cellular component: nucleus. Gene Ontology annotation, biological process: regulation of MAP kinase activity; positive regulation of proteasomal ubiquitin-dependent protein catabolic process; protein phosphorylation. Gene Ontology annotation, molecular function: ATP binding; mitogen-activated protein kinase kinase binding; protein kinase activity. NCBI's taxonomy places the organism in Eukaryota, Metazoa, Chordata, Mammalia, Artiodactyla, Physeteridae. The record is from RefSeq and is a predicted model, not a curated record. The coding region runs from base 1198 to 1992 and encodes 264 amino acids.
CCAGCCCUGUGGGUAUCUAGAGGAGAACAUUCAGGUGGCAGGAAAAGCAAGUGCAAAUGCUCAGAGGCAGGGAUGCGCUUGCCCUGACUCUUAAAGAAAGUCUCUGUUUUUGGACUAUUGCCUCCAAGCCACCCCAACUGUUUUGUUUUAACACAUCUACUUACAUUUUUUCAUGGAUUAAAUACGUAUAUGCUUUAUUUAUUUAUUUUUAUUUUCUGUGUGUCCUAGACAAAAUAACAAGCAAAGGGUUUAAAGGCAGAUAAACCAAAGUGAGUAGACUGCUCUACCACUGAUUAGCUGUGUGGCUUCCAAGUCACCUUCCUCUGAACAUCCUUUCAGGAAUAUGGCAAGGUUUCCAUCUAAUGUCCAUAAAGCCCCUAGCAUCUUUCCCCACAACCUCCCCACUCUCACCACAGGCCCCACCUUCCUCCCCCACCCCAUUCCAGCCAUACUGAUCUUUGGCUGGGUUUCUAGAGCAGCUCAGGUUCUUUCCUGCCUCAGGGCCUUUACACUGCCUGUGCCUCCCACCUAGAAAGCUUAUCCCUUAGGCACCUCAAUCAUUCAGGUCACUUCCUCAGAGUCCCUUACAGACUAUACUUUCUAAAAUAGGUGCCCCCUGCCAGAAUACUCUUUAUUCCAGCAUUCCUUUGCAAUUCUUAUCAGAAUUUGUAAGUAUUUAGUUUUUUUGGCCUGUUUACUGUCUCAUGUAUUGGACUAUGGGCACCAGGAGGGCAGGGACCAUGGUUGUCAGUCAAGUUAGCGCCCCAGUGGCUGGUACAGGUAGGCAUUCAAUGCCUGAUUUUGGAAUAAAGGAAAGGGUGGGUGGGCAGUGAAUCCUAGAGAAUGGUGGCCAUAUUGAUGAUGAGGAGAAGGAUGCGUUACCUCUGCAUUGUCUGCUCUUUUCGACUCCCUCUGUUUGAGGGGGUUAUUUUUGUUCAGGUUACCUGUUAUUUUUAAUUAUCAGAGAUUUAAGGCCAUAUGAGCUUGCAGCUAAGAGCACAGAUGAUGGAGAACAGGGAUUCAAUCCCAGCUCUGUCCCUUGCUGGCCAUGUGGCCCUCCGCUUGGUCAGGAUUGAGUGACCUGGUGCUGAAGUGCUGGGGCACAAGGCCCAGCACACAGUAGUGUCUUAACGGGUUGGCUGUGACCGGCUGCAAGGCCGACCUGGGCCCCAAAGGGUCCCCACCCGUGUUCACACCAUGCUCCCACAGGUGUACCCGGCCUGCAAGGCCCUGGCGGUGCUGGAGCCCUACUCGCGGCUGCCUCACCACUGCCACGUGGCCCGGCCAGUGGAGGUCCUGACGGGCACGCGGCACCUCUACGCCUUCUUCCCGCGGCCGCAUGGGGACAUGCACAGCCUGGUGCGCCGCCGGCGGCGCCUCCUGGAGCCCGAGGCCACCGCGCUCUUCCGCCAGAUGGCCGCCAUCCUGGCGCACUGCCACCAGCACGGGCUGGUCCUGCGCGACCUCAAGCUGCAGCGCUUCGUCUUUACUGACCCGGAGAGGACAAAGCUGGUGCUGGAGAACCUGGAGGAUGCCUGUGUGCUGACCGGGCCUGACGACUCCUUGUGGGACAAGCACGUGUGCCCAGCCUAUGUGGGCCCCGAGAUCCUCAGUUCCCGGCCAUCCUACUCCGGCAAGGCAGCAGACGUCUGGAGCCUGGGCGUGGCACUCUUCACCAUGCUGGCCGGCCACUACCCCUUCCAGGACUCAGAGCCUGCCCUGCUCUUUGGCAAGAUCCUCCGUGGGGCCUUCGCCCUGCCCGAGGGCCUCUCAGCCCCGGCCCGCUGCCUGGUCCGCUGCCUCCUCCGAAGGGAGCCAGCUGAGCGGCUCACGGCCUCAGGCAUCCUGCUGCACCCUUGGCUGCGAGAGAAUGUGAUCCCUACACCCCCCUCGCGAUCCAGCCUCUGCGAGGCUGACCAGGUGGUCCCAGAAGGGCUGGGGCUGGAGGAGGCGGAGGAGGAAGGAGAGAGAGAUGCAUGUCUCUACGGCUAACGCCACCCUACUGGACUCUCAGCCUCAGACUGCCAAGCUGAGGCUAGGGUAUCUCUAAGCUCUCUCCUGCCUCUUUGAACUGAGCCGAACCUUAAGUGCCUUCUGGGAGGGAGAGAGGAGGAGGUGUGUGUGGGGCGUGCUGGAUGCACACACCUGUGCACAUGAGCCCGUGCCUCACCGAGUCCUCGGGAGCUCGCUGUGCCAAGCCCCGCUCCCAGUGCUGGGAACACAGCAGUUAACGACAGAGGCAAAACUCCUGCUCACAGAGUCGACAACACUUUCCAUGCCCACCGGGCAGUGUCUACACUGAGCACCCACAGUGCAGGUAUCAGCAUCCACUCAUGCUGAUGCCCAGGUACCUCUGACAUGGGACAGUCCCUUUCACAAACAACCCAGCUGCCUUUGUAUCUUGCACCCUUUCAGAGAAAGGGAAGCACCCCUGUGCCAAAGGCUCCAGGCCUCUCCCCUGUAACUCAGGACUCUAGAGCCCAGACCGUGCUGGGAAUUGUGCUCCCAGCAGCUCUGUCCUCUUGGUCAAGGGCUUCUCCAUCCAGGCCUGAGCCAAGGAUUUGGGGUGGAAGAUCAGGAGUGCAAAUGGUGAGGCUGGUCUUCAUCUAACUCAAAGAGUAGUUUGGAGUGAAGGGCCAGGCCUGUCCACCUCAGUGGCCCCUGACCUGAGCACCAGAGUUGGGGGCCGGGAUCAGGCAGGUUCUGUCCCCUGGCCUCCUGAAAAGUCCCAAGCUCUGUUCUGGGGACACUUGGGGUCCAGGACCCCGUAUCAACACUGUGGGUUUUGGAUGCCAUGAGUAUAUGUUUUUAUCUUGUGCCUAAUAAAGGAAUUAUGAA